CUCUGCUCUACCCACCAUCAACAUGCCAGCAGACGUAAAGAACAAAGUAUGUUUAAUUGUCCACGACGGAUGGGGCAUCGCAGCGGUUCCAGGACUUGAGGGCAAUGCCAUCGAGGCCGGUAAGACAACAAAUAUGGAUACCAUUGGCAAGGAGCACAGCCAGAGGAGGCUUGCUGCUCACGGUACUGCCGUGGGACUGAGCGAGGGCCUUAUGGGCAACUCCGAGGUCGGGCACUUGAAUAUCGGUGCCGGCCGCAUCGUAUGGCAGGAUAUAGUACGAAUCGACGUGGCGAUCAAGAAACGGGAGUUCCAUAAGAACAAGAUCAUCCUCGAGAGCUUCAACAAGGCAAAGGAGGGCACGGGCAGAUUGCAUUUGCUUGGUCUGAUCUCUGAUGGAGGCGUUCAUUCGCAUAUCACUCACCUUUUUGCUCUCCUGGAGACAGCAAAGGAGGUUGGUGUGCCCCACACUUAUGUCCAUUUCUUCGGAGAUGGUCGUGACACGGCUCCACGUUCCGCGGCAGAGUACUGCCAACAGCUGCUCGAUUUCAUGAAGAAAGAGGACUAUGGAGAGCUUGCUACCAUCGUAGGCAGAUACUACGCUAUGGACAGGGACAAGCGGUGGGAGCGAAUCAAAAUCGCUAUCGAUGGCUUGGUCGGUGGCGUGGGCGAGACUGCUUCCGAGACAAGCGUCGCUGCUAUCAAAGCAAAUUAUGAGAAGGACGUGACAGACGAGUUCUUGAAGCCCAUUAUCGUGAAUGGAGACGCUGGCAGGAUCAAGGAUGGUGAUUCGUUAUUCUUCUUCAAUUAUCGGUCCGAUAGGAUGCGAGAAAUCGUGUCGGUGUUUGGAUUGCCUGACAAGCCAAUGGAAGUGACCAUUCCGAAGGAUUUGAGUAUCACGACCAUGUCCCGAUACAACGUCGAAUUCCCCUUCCACGUCGCUUUCCCACCACAAACCAUGACCAAUGUCCUGGCGGAGUGGUUAUCAAAGCAUGAUAUCAAGCAAGCUCACAUCGCAGAGACGGAAAAAUACGCCCACGUCACAUUCUUCUUCAACGGUGGUGUCGAGAAGCAAUUCAAGGAUGAAGAGCGGCAUAUGAUUCCCUCACCAAAAGUAGCCACGUACGAUAAACUUCCCAAGAUGAGCGUACAUGGCGUGGCCGAAAAGGUGGCAGAAGUCCUCAGAAAGGGUGAACAUGAGUUCGUGAUGUGCAACUUUGCUCCUCCGGAUAUGGUGGGCCACACCGGUGUGUAUGAUGCCGCCGUCGAAGCUAUCGGGCACACCGAUGAAGCCGUGGGUACUGUGUACAAGGCGUGCCAGGAGGCUGGAUAUAUUCUUCUCAUUACCGCGGACCAUGGGAAUGCGGAGCAGAUGAAGAACCUCGAGACGGGCGCUCCUCAUACCGCGCACACGACGAACCCUGUGCCGUUCAUUAUGACCGGAGACCCGGACAAGUAUAAAUUCAAAGAAGAUAAGGAGGGCGAGGAAGAAGGCGCGUUGUGCGACGUCGCUCCGACUGUUUUGGACCUUCUCGGUCUUGAGAUACCUGAGGAAAUGACAGGUCGUUCGCUUUUGGCCAAGCCUUGAUAGAAUGAUGAACUAAAAUGGGAGAAUAGAGUGACGAAGGUCAUAAUUGUACAAGUAGAUAUACAAGACUCAGAGCAUUAAAGAGAUACUGAUAGACUGAAAAUACAUUAACGACGACGAAAUGAAGUUUUUACAUUGUAAAUACCCUCAAUUGAGACGUUUAUUGCUGAUGAUCAGGAUGCAGUAACAAAGGGC
Messenger RNA from Guyanagaster necrorhizus, 1780 nucleotides. Its product is annotated as cofactor-independent phosphoglycerate mutase. Gene Ontology annotation, molecular function: manganese ion binding. The record is from RefSeq and is a predicted model, not a curated record. Gene Ontology annotation, cellular component: cytoplasm. Gene Ontology annotation, biological process: glucose catabolic process. The transcript has 9 exons. Bases 23 to 1585 code for a protein of 520 amino acids. Lineage: Eukaryota; Fungi; Basidiomycota; Agaricomycetes; Agaricales; Physalacriaceae.